Molecule: messenger RNA, 426 nt
Organism: Chenopodium quinoa (quinoa)
Lineage: Eukaryota; Viridiplantae; Streptophyta; Magnoliopsida; Caryophyllales; Amaranthaceae
Exons: 1
Coding region: 1-426 (141 amino acids)
Source: RefSeq, a predicted model, not a curated record
AUGGCUGAAGCACCCAAGUUUCAUCCUGCUCUCACCAUCACUAAUGUCCCUAUCACAUUAGAUAAUGAGCAUUCCUUGUAUCAUUCUUGGGCUACUCUCUUCACCAACCUUGCUAGGGUUCAUGAUCAUCUGGUUUCUCCAACAGACGUGAAAGCAAAGGCCGCCUUUGAGGCAAAUAAAUCUGCUGAUAUUGCUUUGUGGAACCGUCUUGAUGUCGUAGUAUUACAGUGGAUUUACGGCACAAUCUCCUUUGAUCUUCUCCACGCUAUCCUUCGUCGCAAUGACACUGCCGAGGGAGCAUGGACACGCCUUGAAUCUCUUUUCCAAGAUAACAAGGCUUCUCGGGCUACCCACCUUGAAGAGGAAAUUACCAAUGCUGAUUUUGAGGAUUUUAAUUCAAUUGACACCUACUGCAAUCAUCUUUAA